Molecule: messenger RNA, 4179 nt
Organism: Exophiala xenobiotica
Lineage: Eukaryota; Fungi; Ascomycota; Eurotiomycetes; Chaetothyriales; Herpotrichiellaceae
Exons: 8
Coding region: 1-4179 (1392 amino acids)
Biological process (GO): glucan catabolic process
Molecular function (GO): hydrolase activity, hydrolyzing O-glycosyl compounds
Source: RefSeq, a predicted model, not a curated record
AUGGCUGUUCAUUCAUAUGGGUUCAAAUGCGCAGGUUGUUCUUUUCUUCUUGCAUGUCUUUUGUGGUUCCCAUAUGCUUCGGCUCAAACAAGCUCGGUCUAUCAAUUAGACUCAGAAUAUUCGGGAACAAACUUCUUCGAUGGCUGGGACUUUUAUACGGGAGGCGAUCCCACUGGAGGUUUCGUUACGUACUACAGCCGCUCGUCUGCGCAACAGGCUGGCAUGAUCAAUUCUAGCGCCUCUCAACCUAGCUACAUCGGCUCGGACUAUACGACUCUCAUCGGUUCUACCUCAGCAGCAGGCAGACCCAGCGUGAGAAUCUCAACUAAAAGAUCAUGGACCCAUGGAUUGUUUAUUGGAGAUUUCAAUCAUUCCCCGGCUGGGAUCUGUGGAACGUGGCCAGCGUUUUGGACCCUCGGACCGAAUUGGCCAUACAAUGGAGAAAUUGAUAUCAUGGAAGGCGCAAACAUGAAUAUGUACAACGGGAUGACAUUACAUGCCGCGCCGAACUGCACAAUCGCGGGAGAUAGCAGAUCCAUGUCGGGACAACUACAAACUAACAACUGCGCAUACUAUCCUGGCUACAACGUUGGCUGUAGCAUAAGUGAUCGACGGGGCCCCAGCUACGGUGCAAGCUUCAAUGCGCAGGGCGGUGGUGUUUAUGCCAUGCAAUGGACAUCCGACUACAUUCGUGUCUGGUUCUUUGCUCGAGGCACCAUUCCUUCAGACAUCACCAACCAAGCGCCCAACCCUUCCUCGUGGGGUCUGCCAGCUGCCGAAUUCCAGGGUUCUUGUGUGAUCGAUCAAAAAUUCCAGGCGCACAAGAUUAUCAUGAACAAUGCAUUUUGCGGCGAAUAUGCUGGAGCAGCAAGUGUGUGGAAUUCCUCUACGAAUUCUUGCGCUGCGUCAACCAAUUAUUCGACUUGCAAUGGUUAUGUGGCUGGACAACCCGCUGCCUUUCAGAAUGCAUACUGGAGCAUCAAGUCAGUCCGAGUCUAUCAACUUGCAGAUUCAAGUUCGAAUGCUACCUCGUCUCCAUACAUUGCCAGCUUACAGCCCACGUCAACGAUUAGUAGUACAAGUUCGGCACCAACACCGACGCCCACGACAUCACUUUGCCCCGGAUAUAACUUUACCGUCGUCCAAUCCGGCGCAUUCAAGUACGAAAUCGAAUGCGGUGUCAACCCUGGGGGGUCUGACCUUGGUGCCCCGUACUCAGGAUACCCAGUCAAUUCCUUUGAGGACUGUGUUGGCGGAUGCAGCUACUGGAACGCCAACGUUACUGCUAAUAUAUGCGGCGCCGUGGCAUACCAGAUCAGCAAUAAAGCUUGCUAUUGGAAACGAUCUGCUGGAAGUACCCCUCUCAACCCGGCGUUUAAUGGUGCUCGACUUAUUUACUACGCCUAUCCGCAGGUUACUGAUGAUCCAAGGAGUCAGACUACUACGACGAGCAGUAGUGGAACCUAUGUGCAGACGGUUGCGACGGCGAACACAUACGUCAAUCCUUCGGUCGCAUCGACUACCAGCUACUCGUUGGUAAGUGAGACUCCAGCAUCGUCGUUGACCGAUGGUGUGGGUAUGGGCGGUGAUGGGACGACGACUUCGAGUUCCUUGCCCUCGUCUUCAACAUCGAUUUCGAGUUCUAUGUCGAGCACGCCGAGCACAGGGUCGUCGACUACAUCGAAUACUCCGACAACAUCGCUCAGUCUGACUACGACCUCUUUCGCGACCACGACAUCGUCAUCAGCAAGCAGAAGCACAGCCAGUCAAUCUUCACCAACGAGUUCGAGUACGAGCACGACCAGCAGAAGUUCAUCAACGCAGUCUACGCCCACGCCAGGUCAAUCAUCGAUUGUGUCCACGCCAAAUCUCGGGUCGCAAGCGACUACGACGGUCCAACCGAGUAAUCCCACGUCCCUGUCCAUAACAUCAAGCCCUGCCACUUCCAUGAUGGCUAGUUCAACAACCACAUCUGCGGUCUUCCCCUCCUCGUCAACGUCAGGACUGCCUCAUUCCUCCACGACACCUGGUCAGACCACAUUGACAUCGUCACAAACGACAGCCCACUCCAGCACGAGCAGUGCAGCUUCCACUCAGCCUCCAACCUCGACCCAGCAUUCGUCCGCUCCAUCAACAACGCUUUCCGCUCCAAUUCUAGCCUCAAGCGGGACCUCUUCAUCACUGGCGACGCAAACUUCAAGUUCGCGUCCGCUACAGUCCUCGAGUAUCCGUACCACGUCGGCGAUUGGUCCGAUAUUCGGUUCAAGCAGCGUUACUGCAUCGUCCACCCUUGGUACUCCCUCGACGUCGCUGUCUUUGGUCGCCCGUUCAACGACCACUCGAUUAAUAUCCCCAUCAACAACGACCACUUCUUUAGCAACGGACGCCAGCGGCAGCACCACUAUAACGACUCGAUCUCCUCAGCAACCUACAACAGCUUCCGUCUCGACGUCUCAGAUCAUCUCGACACGUCCACCUUCUUCGCCCACAACGUCUGUUUUCGAGUCUCCCACGACAAGCCCGGCCCUUCCAGGUCCGACGCAUGUCGCUUCUUUCGAGUACGCAGGUUGUCUCGGCCCCAUCCCCGACUCUCCUUUCGCAGACUCGUUUAUCCUCGUCGAAACCUCGGUGAGCAUGUCCAUUGAGGAGUGUAUCUCGGAUUGUUCCGGGCAGAAUUACGCAGGUCUUUUCGAUGCAGAAUGCUUCUGCUCCUCUUUCAAUGGCACGCCAUCUGAUUCGGAUUGUGUCACGUAUCCCGACUCGGCAUGCAACGUUCCUUGUCCAGGAGACGCCGCCCAAAAAUGUGGUGGUAUCGCCGAACUACCUUCGCGCUUUGCAAAACGACAAUUCUCUGGUGGUGACAAUGUCGUGGUAUUGAUCACGACGUAUAAUAACACGUUGGCUAAUGUCGAUCCGGGCGGCUUGAGUACAGCGUCGACUUCUUCCACAACACUGGCGCCGUCUUUGUCGAGUUCAACUUCGACUUCGCCGCCGCUGCCGCCGCCGUCUACGACGUCCACUGCAGCAAUGGAAUCGACGAGUUCAACAACAGCAUCCGCUCCAACGCAAAUCGACAGCCCGAUAUUAGCAUCCACAACGCCAACCGCAAGUUCGCAUAUUAUUUCGAGUUCGACCUUGCCUUUGACGAGCUCAUCAAACGCAGGAUUGACACUCUCGCCGACGACGAUCUCAACAACAUACACCACCGUCUGUGCGUCUCAUCUGUAUACUUGCCCCACACCCACAGCAACGCAUCUCACAACCACGGUCGUUGCAUUGCACUGCGGAUGUCAGGAUAUGCUGGGGCCAAGCGUGCCCAUGACUAUAACCACGACCGUCGUGCUUGUGCCGUGUCCCUCCUCCGAGGAGUAUCCUUAUCCGCCUCACCUUAAUGUGGCCGGAGGUGAAGGUGACGCCGGGGAGGUGCCGCCAGUGAGCAUGACACUGACAACGACGACUCUCACCGUCCCUUGUACAGAGUCGAUAUCCUCGAUGGCGAGUGACGUGCAGAGAUGGUAUGCUUCCGCUUCCGCUUCUGCUGCUGCUGCUGCUGCUGCUGCCACUGCUACUCCCAUCCCCAAUGCCAACGCAGACAGCCAAACCCCAACCAAUGGCGAUAAUACCGGGUCCGAUUCGAAUCCCAAUCCUGUGGCGGGUCCGGGCCCGGUCCCGGGUCCAGGAGAGUCAGCAGGCCAAGGACCAAGACCAGGACAAAGACAAGGACAAAACCAAGAACAACCACACCCCUACCAACCAUACUCAUUCCCCAUCUCCUUCCCCAUGACGACUGCAGCCCCACCAGCGACACCGGCACCGGCAUCACUGCCAUCGCCAUCGCCAUCGCCAACGCCAUCGACGACGGUGACAUUGACACUCACCAUCGCGCCCGUCGCUUUCAACACUACUAGUACUAGCACAAACUCAUCCACCGGAGCACUGGUCGACGCGCAAGGUAAUGCCAAUGCUAGCAUGCAUGUCGGUGUCGUGCCGACGACAAGGAUCUCGAGCGGUAACGGUAACGGUAACGGUAAUGGAGAACCUGCGCGUUCGGGCGGUACACGACUUCUUCUUCCACCCAUGGCCGUAUCCAGAUUGACGGGUCUUUCGGCCUUAGGAUCAGGCUUGGUUGUGGCGUCGUUGACGACUUUUGGAUUCUUGUUGUCGUUCCUCAUGGGCUAA